AUGAAAGAAAGCAUGCUGAAUUUGAAGUCCUUGAAUCACAUCUCAUUGGUGUGCAGAUCAGUUGAGAAAUCCCUUGAUUUCUACCAGAGUGUUCUUGGGUUCUUCCCAAUUAGGAGGCCUGGCUCCUUUGACUUUAAUGGUGCAUGGCUAUUGAAUUAUGGCAUUGACAUACAUCUUCUCCAAUCUGAAGACCCUGAUAAAAUGCCCAAGAAGAUCACCCAGAUUAACCCCAAGGAUAACCACAUUUCUUUCCAGUGUGAGAGCAUGGUCACAGUGGAGAAAAAAUUGAAGGAGAUGGAGAUAGAGUACGUGAAGUGCAGGGUGGAUGAGGGUGGAAUCUACGUUGCUCAGUUUUUCUUCCAUGACGCUGAUGCCACUAUGAUUGAGAUCUGUAAUUGUGACAACCUUCCCGUAAUACCCCUCACGGGAGAGCCAGUCAGGUCCUGCAACGCCUGGAAACAACAGCAGCAGCAGCAGAUGGCAUGCCUCCCUUCUAUGCACAUCAAGGAAGAUUAG
Molecule: messenger RNA, 516 nt
Organism: Prunus mume (Japanese apricot)
Lineage: Eukaryota; Viridiplantae; Streptophyta; Magnoliopsida; Rosales; Rosaceae
Source: RefSeq, a predicted model, not a curated record